Humulus lupulus (European hop) is the source of this 2483-nucleotide messenger RNA. Its product is annotated as methylenetetrahydrofolate reductase (NADH) 2-like. The transcript is spliced from 9 exons. The record is from RefSeq and is a predicted model, not a curated record. NCBI's taxonomy places the organism in Eukaryota, Viridiplantae, Streptophyta, Magnoliopsida, Rosales, Cannabaceae. Gene Ontology annotation, biological process: tetrahydrofolate interconversion. Gene Ontology annotation, cellular component: cytosol. Bases 224 to 2026 code for a protein of 600 amino acids. Gene Ontology annotation, molecular function: methylenetetrahydrofolate reductase [NAD(P)H] activity; FAD binding.
GAGGACUAGGAGAGGAGGUCCGGAGGAGGAGGGGUUUAGAAUAGAUCUGAACAACAACAAGAACAAGAACUGAAGUAUAAUAGUAAUAAGCCAAAGGACAAAGCACAAAGCUAUUAUAUUUAGCAUAUCCAAUCCCCAAUCCCCAGUCUCUUAUCUUCUCUUUCUUUCUUUUCUCUCUAUACAGAAACCGAAACAGAACCAAAACCAGAGUCAGAAGAAGAAGAUGAAGGUGAUAGAGAAGAUCCAGGAGGCCCUUGGGGCAGAGCAUGAUAAUGAGAAGAAGGUGGUGUUCUCCUUCGAGUUCUUCCCACCAAAGACGGAGGAAGGAGUGGAGAACCUGUUCGAGAGGAUGGAGAGAAUGGUGGCUCACAACCCCGCCUUCUGCGACAUUACUUGGGGCGCUGGAGGCUCCACCGCCGAUCUCACUCUCGACAUCGCCAACCGAAUGCAGAACACCGUCUGCGUCGAGAGCAUGAUGCAUCUCACUUGCACCAACAUGCCUGUCGAUAAGAUCGACCACGCCCUCUCCACCAUCAAGUCCAACGGCCUCCAGAACGUCCUCGCUCUCCGCGGCGACCCACCUCACGGCCAGGACAAGUUCGUCCAAAUCCAAGGCGGCUUCGCCUGCGCUCUCGAUCUCGUCCAGCAUAUCCGGGCUAAGUAUGGUGACUACUUCGGCAUCACCGUCGCUGGUUAUCCAGAGGCUCAUCCGGACGCAAUCGGCCCUGAUGGCCUCGCUUCACCGGAAGCAUACCAGAACGACCUUACUUAUUUGAAGAGAAAGGUCGAUGCCGGAGCUGAUUUGAUAGUCACUCAACUAUUCUACGACACUGAUAUUUUCCUCAAAUUCGUCAAUGACUGUCGCCAAAUUGGAAUUAGUUGUCCCAUUGUUCCCGGAAUUAUGCCCAUCAAUAACUACAAAGGCUUCAUACGCAUGACUGGCUUUUGCAAAACAAGGAUACCAUCUGAGGUCACCGCUGCCCUGGAGUCUAUUAAGGACAAUGAUGAAGCUGUGAGAGCGUAUGGAAUUCACCUUGGAACUGAAAUGUGCAAGAAGAUUUUAGCCAGUGGCAUAAAAACAUUGCACCUUUACACUCUUAACAUGGAGAAAUCAGCAUUGGCCAUACUAACGAAUCUUGGUUUGAUUGAAGAACGCAAAAUAUCCAGGCCCCUUCCUUGGAGACGUCCUGCUAAUGUCUUCCGAGUCAGAGAAGAUGUCCGUCCCAUAUUCUGGGCAAACCGCCCAAAGAGCUAUAUAUCAAGGACUACUGGCUGGGACCAGUACCCACAAGGACGAUGGGGAGAUUCUCGCAAUCCUUCGUAUGGGGCUUUAACUGAUUAUCAGUUUAUGCGACCACGUUCACGUGACAAAAAACUUCUAGAAGAAUGGAGCAUCCCUUUGAAGAACGUUGAAGAUAUUCACGAGCAAUUUAAGAAAUUAUGCCUUGGAAAGUUGAAAAGCAGUCCUUGGUCCGAAUUAGAUGGACUCCAGCCUGAGACAAAGAUCAUAAAUGAACAGCUAGUGAAAAUAAACGGAAAGGGUUUCCUGACUGUAAAUAGCCAACCAGCAAUAAAUGGGGAAAGAUCUGAUUCCCCAAUAGUUGGAUGGGGUGGGCCAGGAGGAUAUGUUUAUCAAAAGGCGUAUCUAGAGUUUUUUUGCACGAAGGAUUCGUUGGACGCCCUUGUUGAAAAAUGCAGCAGGGGUUUCCCAUCUCUAACCUACAUGGCUGUGAACAAACAAGGGCACUGGUUGGCAAAUGUUGAUCAAACUUCUGUCAAUGCUGUAACAUGGGGAGUGUUCCCAGGAAAGGAGAUCAUCCAGCCAACUGUUGUGGAUCCUGCCAGCUUUACGGUAUGGAAGGCUGAGGCAUUUGAAAUCUGGUCAAGAGGAUGGGCUCGCUUGUACCCUGAGGUUGACCUUUCUAGAAAAGUACUUGAAGAGGUGGAGAAUAGCUACUUCUUGGUCAGCUUGGUUGAUAAUGAUUACAUCCAUGGUGAUCUUUUCGCCGUUUUUAAUGACUUCUGAGAAGUGCUGUUUCUUUCUCUUUCAAUCUUCAACAAGCCCUCUCGCUAUUAGUUGCUAUUGGAAAUGAUGCUUUGUUCUCUUUAGUUGGUUUAUAAUUCUAUUGUCCUUUGUGAAUUGUGUAAUAAUAACUUUGGUGGCAUGGGGGGUUUUGGUACCUCCCCUGCAAUCCGAAAGAUCAUGGAGCGUAUGACUUGUACUGGGUAACAGUAACAGGAAACCCAAACCCAAUUUCUGUGACUGUUGUCUAGCUUAUUCAAUGUCAUUGCAAUUUAUAUUUAUAUAUAUAUAUAUAUAUAUGGUUCUAUACAAAGUUAAGUUGAUCUGUAUCUUAAGUCACUCUCCAUUGUAUUGUAUUGUAUUGUAUUCAUUAUGCUGCUUUAUUUCGUCGCAGCAGUGGUAGCUCUCGAAAAGCCAAAGACAAUUGGACAAUACAAAGUGCAGCCUUAUAUUGACUGAA